Dujonia railenensis is the source of this 681-nucleotide messenger RNA. NCBI's taxonomy places the organism in Eukaryota, Fungi, Ascomycota, Pichiomycetes, Serinales, Debaryomycetaceae. The record is from the annotation of a GenBank genome assembly.
AUGGCUAUUCAUUCUGAUUAUCUCAAGAGUACUAUACACGAAGCAAUUGGACAGUAUAACCGAGUUUCCAAGUCGAAAACCUUGAAACAUUUAGUCCCUAGCAAUGAAAGCAGACUAUUCGAGUUGAUCAAUGGAGAUAAAAAGAUCCAAGCGGAACUCCAAGACAUUCUAAGCAAGAAAGACCACUACGUUAAUAAAUUAAACAAGUUGCUAGAUUCCUUGAUACAGAAACAUGGUGUGAGGGUAAUAGAAAGCAAAGAUGUUUCGUUGGUCAAAGAUAAUGUUCCAUUACCUAACAACGAUGCUACAUCACUAGAUUCUAAGUUCAUAUGUACCAGGUAUCACGCAAGACAAUACAUUACAAACGUUCUCCCACAAUCUUCAAAGCAGGAAAUCAAGAAAACGAUAGAGCGUCAUUUUGAAUUUCAAAAAUAUUAUGAGGAUAAAAGGAAGGAGCUUAUAGGUAAUCCGAGCUAUAAUGAUGAACAGCUACAGACACGGUUAGAUGAGAUGGAUUAUGAGGUGUUCAAGCAGCAGGAGACAUACGAACAAGAAAGUUUGAGCAUACUAAAGAGCUUCAAUAUACCUUUCUUCAGCAUAGCGAAGGGGUGGGAUUAUCCUGAGCUAGAUGAAGAUAAAAAAUUUAUCCUAGAAGUGAUAGCAGAACAUUUUGGCAAGUAA